Molecule: messenger RNA, 2199 nt
Organism: Sphenostylis stenocarpa
Lineage: Eukaryota; Viridiplantae; Streptophyta; Magnoliopsida; Fabales; Fabaceae
Source: the annotation of a GenBank genome assembly
AUGGUUUGCCACUACGUGUACGUAAAUCUCGCAUUCGUUGUCUUCUCGGCAACUUUGAUUUCUCGCUGUUUCGCAUUUACGGAUCCGGCUGACGUCACCGCUCUCCAGGAUCUAUACAGGGCCUUAAAUAACCCUCCAGUGCUGCAUGGAUGGAACGGUAAUGAUCCUUGUAAGGAAUCUUGGACGGGAGUAGCAUGUUCUGGGUCAUCAGUUAUACACCUCAAAAUUAAAGGAUUAAACCUUACCGGGUAUCUUGGACGCUUGCUCAAUAAUCUACAGAACUUAAAGCAAUUUGAUGUCAGUUUUAACAAUAUACUUGGAGAAAUUCCACAGGGUUUACCCCCGAAUGCGACGCAUAUAAAUAUGGCAUGCAACUAUUUCAGUCAAAAUAUCCCCCAUUCACUGUCAACAAUGACAAAACUAAGACACCUGAAUUUAAGCCACAAUUUCUUGUAUGGAUCCAUUGGCAAUGUGUUUACUGGUUUAGAUAAUCUCAAAGAAAUGGACCUUUCGAACAAUAAUUUCACCGGUGAUCUGCCAAGUUCAUUUGGUUCCUUGACCACACUGGAUAGAUUGUAUCUGCAGAAUAAUAGAUUCACCGGAUCAGUCACCUACCUGGCCGAGCUUCAACUCAUUGAUUUGAACAUUCAAGACAAUCUGUUUAGCGGCAUUCUUCCACAGCAUUUUCAGACCAUACCAAACUUAUGGAUUGGAGGGAAUAAGUUCCAAGCCGUGGACGACUCCCCUCCCUGGGCAUUUCCUUUGGACAACGUACCCAUUGAGCAAGACACUAGUCGCCCACCCAUAACUCAGGCAAAUACCAUCGAGAACUAUGGUCCUCUUAGAGUAAGGAAACAAAAAAAGAAACGUAUCACUCCCGGAGGAAUAGCUUUUAUGGUCGGUGCAGGAACAUUAUUAGCAACAGGUUUCGCUCUCUUCAUCGCGAUCCGUUUGAAUAAGCUUUAUACGAAGAGACUGGAGAACUAUGAAAGCGACCAUAGUUCAUUGCCUUCUUAUCCAAUCAGUGCAGCCAAAGAGGAUUCUACUACGGUAGAUGAGAGCCUGCAAAUCCCACCUUAUAAUGCUUCAUCCCUUAUGGGUCCAAGGCGAUUAACUUCUCAAACACAUAAAAGAACCGGGGAAACAUCAAGAAAAAGCUUUUCUGGAAGAGACCGAUUCAAUGGAAGGACAAAAGUUUAUACAGUAGCGGAGGUUCAGUUGGUUACAAACAGUUUCCAUGAAGACAACCUUCUGGGAGAGGGAUCCCUUGGUCCUGUUUAUAGAGCUGAAUUCCCAGAUAACAAGGUUUUAGCCGUGAAGAAUAUCAACAUGGCGGGCAAGUCUUUCAGUGAAGAUGAAAAGUUCUUAGAUGUCGUGUGCACGGCUUCCCGUUUGAAGCACCCUAACAUUGUUUCACUUAAAGGCUACUGUUUGGAGCAUGGACAACAUCUUCUUGUCUUUGACUAUGUCAGAAAUUUAACUCUAGAUGAUGCUCUUCAUAGUAUAGCAUACAAACCUUUAUCGUGGGGCACCCGUCUCCGGAUCGCUUUAGGUGUUGGUCAGGCCCUGGACUAUUUGCACUCGACGUUCUCCCCUCCUGUUGCCCAUGGCAAAUUAAAGGCUACCAAUGUGCUACUGGACGAAAACCUCAUGCCUCGUGUUACUGACUGUGGCUUGGAUAUUCUGAGACCACUGACAGGCAAUAAAGUCAAAAUUCGGGCUUCCGAGAUUGAUAUUAGAGAUACAGGAUACAGUUCACCUGACCAUGGUCAACCAGGAAUUGGCAGCACGAAGAGUGACAUCUUUGCCUUUGGAGUGUUGCUUCUUGAACUUUUAACAGGAAGAAAACCUUUCGAUGGUUCCAGGCCAAGGGAAGAGCAAUAUCUGGCAAAGUGGGCUUCAUCUAGGCUUCAUGAUACUGACAGUUUGGAACAGAUGGUGGAUCCAGCAAUCAAACGGACAUUUUCAUCCAAGGCUCUUUCUCGUUAUGCUGAUAUCAUCUCCCUCUGCAUUCAGCCCGUAAAGGAAUUUCGACCUCCAAUGUCUGAAAUCGUGGACAAUCUAGUAUCAUUUUCUCAAAAGAUGGUUUCAAAGAGUGGUGUAGCAGAUGGUACUGAACUUGACCCACUUGACAGGUCAUUUCACACAACCACCUCCCGCUUUAACGGUUCACCCGCUCUGAGCUAUGUAUCAGCCUGA